GUGUUGUACUGUGAAACCAUCUAUGAAAGCACAUGCGCUCCAAACCAACCUUCGUUUCAUUCUCACAAGCAAAUCAUCGAACACUUUCCGAGCAUUCGGUGGUGGAGAGAAGAUGGCGACCAUGUUGCUGCUCCGGUCUCCCACUGCCAUCAACCCUAGAAUUCCCCUUCUCCGUAGUAGCAGAUUUGGUGCUCCCUCGAGGUUAUCGCUCCAGGGGAUGGGGAAACGCCGUGGGACUGUGUGCUUGACGGCGCCGCUUAGCCUGCAGACAUUGCAGUGGGUCUCUGCUGUUUCCGCUGGGGUGCUGAUGUUUGCCAAAGGGACCGUUAUACAGAAGUCCUUUCUUGUUCCUCUAUUUGCAUUGCAGGCACCCAUUGGUGUUAUCUCAUGGAUUAAGGGUGAAUAUGGUACAUGGACUGCCUUCCUCGCACUUCUGCUUCGACUAUUCUACUUUAUUCCAGGUGAACUGGAUCUACCCUUCUUUACUAUGCUGUUUGUAAUUAUUGCACCUUAUCAAGCGAUGAACUUAAGAGGAACUCAAACUGGGGUAAUUGUUUCAUUGGCCAUAGCUGGAUAUUUAGCUUUCAGGCAUUUCUCAACGGCAGGCAGCUUGCGAAAAGCUUUUGAUGAAAGAUCUGUUAUUGCCUCAUUGGCCAUCAUCUGCUUAAUUAUAGUGCCCUGCUUUUUUCUAUUUUGAUCUCUUGUAAUUUUCACCAAGAGAACUCCGAGUAGAUGUUAAUAAUGAGAUGUACAGGUAGUAGAUGAUUGGAACUCUUUGUACUUCCAUUAGUUGUGAAUAUUGGCUAUUCCUGGUUUACUACUGGGUUAAAAAAGACAUAGAAUCCAUGUUACUUGUUGUAAUAAAUAAGAUUACGAAUGCUAUUAAUAUAGCAGCCUCUUUUCUUA
Messenger RNA from Dioscorea cayenensis subsp. rotundata (Guinea yam), 906 nucleotides. RefSeq names its product cold-regulated 413 inner membrane protein 2, chloroplastic-like. Gene Ontology annotation, cellular component: membrane. The record is from RefSeq and is a predicted model, not a curated record. NCBI's taxonomy places the organism in Eukaryota, Viridiplantae, Streptophyta, Magnoliopsida, Dioscoreales, Dioscoreaceae.